AUGAGAGUGGUUGUGCUUGCCCUGACUCUGGCCCUUGUGGCUGGUCAGCAUCAUAACUUUGCCCCUGAUUUUGCUGCUGGUAAGACUUAUGUGUACAAAUAUGAAGCAUUGCUCCUGGGUGGCCUGCCAGAAGAAGGUCUGGCAAGAGCAGGACUCAAAGUCAGCAGCAAAGUUCUCAUCAGUACCACAGGCCAAGACAUAUUCUUGCUUAAGCUUGAUGAUCCUGCGCUCUAUGAGUACAGCGGCAUCUGGCCUCAGGAUCCUUUAAUCCCAGCAACCAAGCUGACUUCAGCACUGGCAGCUCAGCUCAUGACUCCCAUCAAAUUUGAGUAUGCCAAUGGCAUUGUUGGAAAAAUGUUCGCCCCUCAAGGAAUCUCCACACUGGUGCUGAACAUUUACAGAGGUAUCCUGAAUGUCCUUCAACUCAACAUCAAGAAGACACAAAAUGUCUAUGAGUUGCAGGAGGCCGGAGCUCAGGGUGUGUGCAAGACUCUCUAUGCCAUCACUGAAGACAAAAAGGCUGAACGUAUUCUUUUGACAAAGACCAGGGAUCUGAACCACUGUCAGGAGAAGAUCAUAAAGGACAUGGGGAUGGCAUACACUGAGAAAUGUGCAAAGUGCCAGCAGGAUUCAAAGAACCUCAGAGGAGCUACAGCAUACAACUACAUCUUUAAGCCAGUUGCUAGUGGCAUCUUGAUCCUAGAGGCAGCCGUCAAUGAGCUGAUACAGUUCUCACCUUUCACUGAGAUGAAUGGAGCUGCUCAGAUGGAGACCAAGCAAUCCCUGGUCUUCCUUAAGAUUCAAAGGGCCCCUGUUGUACCCAUCGAGGCUGAGUAUCUUCACCGUGGCUCUCUCAAGUAUGAGUUCUCCACUGAGCUUCUUCAGACACCCAUACAGCUCAUCAAGAUCAACAAUGCACAGGCCCAGAUUGUGGAGAUUCUAAAUCAUCUGGUCAUCCACAAUGUGCAGCAAGUCCAUCAGGAUGCCCCUCUUAAGUUUUUAGAGCUUAUUCAGGUCCUCCGUGUAGUCCAUCUCGAAGACCUGGAAAUGCUGUGGACCCAACACAGGAACAAACCUGCCCACAGGCAGUGGAUCUUGGAUGCCAUUCCUGCCAUUGGAACACCUGCUGCACUGAGAUUCAUCAAGGAGAAAUUCCUGACUGACGAGCUGACUGUUGCUGAAGCCGCUCAGGCUUUGAUUGUAUCGGUUCACAUGGUGACAGCUAGCGCUGAGGCCAUCAAGCUGAUUGAGGCCCUGGCCAUCAACAGUAAAAUUCUGGAGAGCCCAGUUCUAAGGGAGAUUGUCCUCCUAGGCUACGGUACCAUGAUUUCCAAACACUGCGCUGAGAAAGUUGUCUGCCCUGCUGAACUCAUAAAGCCCAUCCAGGAGCUCCUUGCAGAAGCUGUUGCUAAGGAUGAGACAGAGGACAUCAUCCUGCUCCUGAAGGUUUUGGGUAACGCUGGCCAUCCUACUAGCCUUAAACCGAUAACAAAGAUCCUGCCCAUACAUGGCACUGUGGCUGCAUCUCUGCCCAUAACAGUCCAUGCUGAUGCCAUCAUGGCCUUGAGGAACAUAGCGAAGAAGGAGCCCAGAAUGAUCCAGGAAUUGGCUCUUCAGCUCUACAUGGACAAGGCUCUUCACCCAGAGCUUCGUAUGCUUGCAUGCAUCGUGCUGUUUGAGACAAAGCCUCAAAUGGGUUUGGUGACAACUCUUGCCAACAUUGUGAAGACAGAAGAGAAUCUGCAGGUAGCAAGCUUCACUUACUCUCAUAUGAAGUCCCUGACCAGGAGCACUGCUGCUAUCCAUGCCUCAGUUGCCGCGGCUUGCAAUGUUGCUGUCAAAAUCUUGAGCCCAAGGUUGGACAGACUGAGCUUACGUUUCAGCAAAGCCAUACACAUGGACAUCUAUAACAGUCCCUUAAUGCUCGGGGCGGCUGCCAGUGCUUUCUACAUCAAUGAUGCUGCCACCAUAUUGCCCAGAUCUAUUGUGGCUAAGACCAGUGCUUACUUUGCUGGAGCUGCUGCUGAUGUUCUGGAGGUUGGAGUGCGGACUGAGGGACUCCAGGAGGCUCUUCUGAAAAACCCUGCAGUUAUUGACAGUGUUGACAGGAUCACCAAGAUGAAGCGUGUCAUUAAGGCUCUCUCUCAUUGGAGGUCUCUGCCCAACAGCGGGCCUCUGGCCUCCAUUUAUAUCAAGGUCUUCGGACAAGAUAUAGCCUUUGCCAAUAUUGACAAAGCCUUGAUUGAUCAGGCCAUCGCGCUCACCACUGCGCGCUCUGUCCAGGCAUUUGGUAGGGACGCUAUCAAAGCUCUACUGUCUGGUGCUUCCUUCCACUUUGCUAAGCCUCUGCUGGCUACUGAGGUGCGACGAAUCCUGCCUACAGCUGCUGGUCUUCCAAUGGAGCUCAGUCUGUACACUUCUGCUGUGGUUGCUGCAGCUGUUCAAAUCAAGGCCACCACAACACCAGCUCUGCCUGAAAACUUCCAUCUCGCUCACCUUUUGAAGACAGACAUACAGCUUGAGACUGAGAUCAGACCUAGCAUUGCUGUGAACACAUUUGCUGUGAUGGGGGUAAACACCGCUGUACUCCAGGGUGCCCUGCUAUCAACAGCCAAGCUCAACUCCAUUUUGCCUGCUAAAAUCUCUGCAAGACUUGACAUCCAUGAGGGCAACUUUAAGAUUGAAGCUCUGCCUGUUCCUGUCCCUGAACACAUUGCAGCCGUACAUGUUGAGACUCUUGCUGUGGCAAGAAAUAUUGAGGAUCUUGCUGCUGCAAAAAUCACUCCCAUUAUCCCUGCCAAAGUCUUGCAGCCCAUCUCAAGGGAGAUUCUCACAUCUAAGAUUACUUCUUCUGUUGCAGCUAGUUUGUCAAGAUCCUCAGAGACCAUUGUCCAGGAUGUGGCAGCUGCCAAGCCCGCUAUAAGAAUCAAAGCAGCUCACUUUGAGAAGAAGUACUGUGCUAAAACUGUUGACAUUGGACUGAAAGGUUGUCUCAAGAUUGCCACUGAAAACGCUGCUUUCCUCAGAGACAUUGCCUUGUACAAACUGGCUGGAAGACACUCUGUUGCUCUUUCUCUAAAACCAAUUGAAGGUGAAGCCAUUGAGAGACUAGAGCUGGAGAUUCAAGUUGGACCAAAGGCUGCAGAGAAACUCAUUAAGCAGAUCAACCUGAGUGAAGAGGAAUUCGUUGAGGGAAGACCAGUCUUGAUGAACCUCAAGAGAAUCCUGGCUGCUAGUCUGAAGAACGGCACCUUAUCCUCCUCCUACAGCUCCAGUAGGUCUCGCUCAAGUCUUCAUUCCAGGUCUGUGUCUGCCUCUUCCAGCUCCUCAUCACGUUCCAGCAGCAAGGUCACUGAUGCAGCUGCUCCAGCAAAUAGACUUCACAGCAGCAGCAGCAGAAGCAGACUCAGCUCCUCUAAAUCUUUAAGCAGGUCUUCUCAGGCCAGCUCUGCAUCAAGCCUUGCAUCUCUCUUUAGCGCUAGCUCAAGUUCUUCUCGCUCCAGUGCUCGUCUCUCAAAGCGAGUGAUUUAUCACCACAAGUUCCAGAAGAACCACAAGAAACAGGCACUCACCUCUCAAGCCACAUCAGUAGCACAUUCCAGGAGCAGAAGCAGUGCCUCAAGCUUUGAGGCCAUUUACAGAGAGAACAAAUUCCUUGGCAAUGAAGCUGCUCCUACCUUUGCUAUCAUCUUCCGUAUUGUCAGAGCUGACAACAAUAUGCAGGGAUACCAACUGGCUGCCUACUUGGACAGACCUACGGCAAGACUUCAGAUCAUUGUGGCUGUCUUGGCUGCUGAUAACAACUGGAAGUUCUGUGCUGAUGGAGUUCUGCUAAGCAAGCACAAAGUCACAGCCAAAUUCGCCUGGGGAGCAGAGUGCAAGCAGUACGACACCAUUAUCACAGCCGAGACUGGUCUUGUUGGUCCAAACCCUGCAGCUCGCCUCAGAGUGGCCUGGAAUGAACUGCCUUCUGCCCUUAAACGUUACGCAAAAAGGGUGUAUGACUACAUUCCUGCCUUCAUGCUAGCUGGUUUGAUUCAAGGAAAGGAUAAAAACAGCGCACAGCAGCUCUCUUUUACUGUGGUUGCAACAUCUGACAGGACACUUGACCUCAUUUGGAAAACACCAGAGCAUAUUGUCUAUAAGUUGGCUUUGUAUCUUCCCAUUGCUCUGCCACUUGAUGAAGUCACAGGUCUCACCCCCUUUGAUGACCUUGCUGAUAAAGUCCACUACUUGUUUGCCAAAGCUGGCACAGCUGAAUGUAGCUUUGCUAGAGACAUGCUGACCACAUUCAAUAACAGGAAAUACAAGAACGAGAUGCCUUUGUCUUGCUACCAAGUUCUGGCACAGGAUUGCACUGAUGAGCUGAAAUUCAUGGUUCUGCUAAAGAAGGACCAUAUUGAACAGAACCAUAUCAACGUGAAGAUUGCUGACAUAGAUAUUGACCUUUACCCAAAGAACACUGAUGUGAUUGUAAAGGUCAAUGGAAUGGAAAUACCCAUCGGCAACCUGCCAUACCAGCAUCCCACAGCUAAAAUCCAGAUAAGAGCAAAGGACGAAGGCAUUUCUGUGUACGCUCCCAGCCAUGGUCUUCAUGAAGUCUACUUUGACAAGAACUCAUGGAAGGUUAAAGUUGUGGACUGGAUGAAGGGACAGACCUGUGGACUGUGUGGGAAAGCUGAUGGGGAAGUCAGACAGGAGUACCGCACACCCAGUGGACGCUUGACUAAAAGCUCUGUCAGCUACACUCAUUCCUGGGUUCUGCCGGCUGAGAGCUGCAGAGACACCACAGAGUGCCAUAUGAAGCUUGAAUCUAUGCAGCUUGAGAACCAGGUAAACAUCCACGGCGAGGAAUCCAAAUGCUUCUCCGUUGAGCCUGUGCUGCGCUGCCUGCCCGGCUGCUUCCCUGUGAAAACCACACCAGUUACUGUUGGCUUCCACUGCCUACCUGCUGAUUCUGCCAUAAAUCACCCAGAGGGUCUUCACAGCAUCUAUGAUAGCAGUGUGGACAUGAAGGAAACAGUGGAGGCUCACCUGGCCUGCAGCUGUACUGCUCACUGUGUUUAA
Messenger RNA from Toxotes jaculatrix (banded archerfish), 5067 nucleotides. Its product is annotated as vitellogenin-like. Bases 1 to 5067 code for a protein of 1688 amino acids. Gene Ontology annotation, biological process: lipid transport. Lineage: Eukaryota; Metazoa; Chordata; Actinopteri; Toxotidae. Gene Ontology annotation, molecular function: lipid carrier activity. The record is from RefSeq and is a predicted model, not a curated record. The transcript has 34 exons.